UCUCACUUUAGUGGGUUUAUUGAUCUGUAAAAGUGCUCACAUAGUCAGAACCAGCUCAAUUAAAAAGUGUCUAGACAACAAUAUUCUACCUAAAAAUGUCUUGAAGAGAAGUACGGGUCCAUCAAUUACUGUGUGUGUGUGUGUGUAUCAUAUCAGAUCUAAGCCAAAUACAGACAAAUACAGAGUGGUAUGUUUGUUUUUAUCAAAGAUCAUAAUCUCCUACAGUUGUUCAGGUGGUGAAAAGGUAUAAUUGAGUAAAACGGGAAAAUAUCAGAGUGCACAAACAAACAGUGUUGCAACUAACAAACAUAAUUUGUUUAAAUUACUUCAAACACUUGUUCAAUCCAAUCCUUUAAUAUAUUUUUUAUAACAUAAUCUUUUCUGCUUUUGUCACAUAAUUUACCAAGGAUGACAGUUACUGUAAAGCCCAACAAUGCUCAGUAUAUUUCACUAAAUAAACCAUAAACUGACUCUUGCUUAGAACAUUGUCAAAAUACAUAAUUUGUGUGAAUUUAUUUUAAGACAUGACUUUGAAACUGGUUUGUUAUCUUCCCCUUUUGUUUCCUACUGGUUCAUCUCACUUUUUGUUCUCUUCAGGUAAAACAGGUCAGUUCCUUCGGCUGAUCCUCUACACUAGUCUGAUCUUCUUGACCCUGCAGUGCUUCAUGCAGAUUCCCUUCGCCUACAUCCCUCCACACGUUAGCAGCCCCUGGGAAGACUUCCUCUACCAUGUGGGUAUUAUAAGAUUCAGCUUGGUAGAUCCCGGCAACAUUGUGCGCCUCUUGGCCCCAGACGUGAGCCUCUUCUUCUCUGUCCUUUUUGUACUGAGGCUGUGCAAAAAACUACUGCGCCCCGCGCCCCAAGUUAGUCUCCAUGAAAACGGAAUCCCGCCCUCUGACCCUGAGGAAGUGGAAACCUCUGACACAGAGUCUGAGGGAGGAAGUGAGACCGAGGGCUCGUCCUUUGACAGCUCAGACGAAAGCACCAUGCCGGUUCAGUCGGGUCCGCCCCAGUUUGUUCAGAAGCUGAUAGUGUUUGCAGCCGGACUGAGGCUGCUGUUGUCGGCAAUCAUGAACACAGCAGGGAAAGUGGUGGUGACUAUACUGCUGGGGCUGGCAGGAAUCACGCUGCCCUCCCUCACCUCAGCUGUUUAUUUCGGUGUGUUUCUCGGGCUGGUAUGGUGGUGGGUGUUCAGCCGCUCCAUCAGCCUGCUCUUCUUCAGCUCCCUGUGUGUGAUGAUGGCCAUCUUCAGCGGAGGACACCUGCUGGCACUCUACCUCUACCAGCUGCCGCUGUCCCAGCAGCUUGUGCCA
This is a messenger RNA of Thunnus maccoyii (southern bluefin tuna), 1313 nucleotides long. RefSeq names its product piezo-type mechanosensitive ion channel component 2-like. The annotation marks the transcript as partial. The transcript is spliced from 5 exons. The record is from RefSeq and is a predicted model, not a curated record. Lineage: Eukaryota; Metazoa; Chordata; Actinopteri; Scombriformes; Scombridae.